This is a messenger RNA of Chrysemys picta bellii (western painted turtle), 2154 nucleotides long. RefSeq names its product ring finger protein 146 (gene RNF146). Gene Ontology annotation, molecular function: zinc ion binding; ubiquitin protein ligase activity; poly-ADP-D-ribose binding. Gene Ontology annotation, biological process: Wnt signaling pathway; ubiquitin-dependent protein catabolic process. Gene Ontology annotation, cellular component: cytoplasm; nucleus. The record is from RefSeq and is a predicted model, not a curated record. NCBI's taxonomy places the organism in Eukaryota, Metazoa, Chordata, Testudines, Emydidae.
CCCCUCUGCGCGCUGACGUCGUCGCGUCUCGUUCUCUCGGCGGCUGGAAGCGGCGGCGGCAGGUGACGGUGGCUCGGGCGGCUGUUUGCUCGUCGCUCAGCGGUGAAGGCACGGAGCAGCGCGAGCCGGGCCCGCGGCGAGUUUAAAUGGAAGAUGAAAAUAGAUCUGUGGCCCAGUUUUUGGUACAAAGAACAGAUGACACAGCUUCUCCACUGAAACUAAUAGACUACUAGGAAUAUCUGAGAAGUUGAAACGCUAGUAGUGUUCCCUUGUGCAGAGCAGAAGAAUGAGCCAACAGUGGAAAAGAGUACAUUAUAUUCUGAUUGGAUACAUUUGAAGAGGAUAAUUUUAGUCUUGUGGCAUGCUUCAGCAGGAACCAUACUAAAAAAGAAGAUGGCUGGCUGUGGUGAAAUUGAUCACUCGAUCAACAUGCUUCCCACUAAUAGGAAGACAAAUGAGUCAUGUUCCAAUACAACACCUUCCCUGACAGUCCCUGAAUGUGCUAUCUGUCUGCAAACGUGUGUCCACCCAGUGAGUCUGCCUUGUAAACAUGUUUUCUGCUAUCUGUGUGUGAAGGGAGCUUCCUGGCUUGGAAAACGAUGUGCACUGUGUCGGCAAGAGAUUCCUGAGGACUUUCUUGACAAGCCAACCUUACUAUCGCCAGAGGAACUCAAAGUGGCGAGCAGAGGCAAUGGGGAAUAUGCUUGGUACUAUGAAGGUAGAAAUGGUUGGUGGCAAUAUGAUGAACGUACCAGUAGGGAGCUGGAAGAUGCCUUUUCCAAAGGUAAAAAGAGUACUGAAAUGUUAAUUGCUGGGUUUUUGUAUGUAGCAGAUCUCGAAAACAUGGUUCAGUAUAGGAGAAAUGAGCAUGGACGUCGCAGGAAAAUAAAACGGGACAUAAUAGAUAUACCAAAGAAGGGAGUGGCCGGGCUUAGGUUGGACUGUGAUUCUAACACUGUCAAUCUAGGAAGAGAGAGCUCUGCUGAUGGCGCAGACAGUACAUCGGCUCUGGGGGCUGCUGCUGCGCAGCCUCUAGCAUCCGUUUCUGCUAGACCCCUAACUUCACUAGAUGGUCAGCUGACGAGUCCUGCAACGCCAUCACCUGAUGCAAGCACUUCUUUAGAGAACUCUUUUGCCCACUUACAAAUAAACGGAGACGACAUGGCUGAAAGAAGUCAUAGGGGAGAGGGAGAGGAAGACCAUGAGUCAUCGUCUUCUGGUAGGGUGCCAGCCCCUGAUACCUCCGUUGAGGAAACCGAAUCGGAUGAUAGCAGCGAUAGUGAGGAUGUGUAUGCUCAACUUCAGCAACACACGUCCUCUGCCCAGCAAAGACACUUGAAUGCGAAUGCAAACCAAUCAGUAAUAGAGAGACCAGUGGCAGGGGGUGGGGCAGUAAGCACCAGUGUAAGAUCUAGAAGGCCUGAUGGACAGUGCACGGUAACUGAAGUUUAAAUUUAGAGCCAUGUGUUUUAAAAACUCAGUCCAGUAUCUGUAAAUUUUCUGUCCAUGCUGGCAUUGCACUCAAACCUAGCAGUGUAUUUGAAGCGGGGGGGUGUGUGUGUGUGUGACAGAUUUGGCCUGUUAACUUAAAUUCUCAACAUGUCUCAGCUGGAAGACUCUUUAAAUGUAAGAAACUGGGGUGUCUUGUUAAUGGUUUGAAAGCUACUUAGCAAUACCCAGUUUUCUUGAAAAUGUCUUUUGUGUUUAUUUUGUAGCAUUUUACCCCGUGGAGAUACUCAGUCCCUUUUUGGCCAAUGUAUAUCCACUGUACAACUCAGAUUGUCUUCAUUAUCUGACUGUUGCAUUAAGUGUCUUACUACUUUCUGCAUGGAUUGAUAUAUGAAAAGAACACUAAAGCAAUGUGGGAACAGACAAGAUGUUGGGUAUGAGCAGGAUGCUUAAUUUAAUGUGAGAAAAUAUAUGUGAGUUUGGAGUUAAGAUGUGUUUUUUAGACAAAGAAAUCAUUUUAUCGUCAUGCAAUGGAAAUGUAAAAAUGCUAUUAACUUUUGUUGAAAAUUCUUAUCUGUACACACUUCAUGGCAUUUUCAUUGGCUUUGCUGUCUAGUCCUUGUAGUUUGUUUUUGAGGUCUUUGUUGAUCUGUCUUGUUUUUGUUACAAAAUUUAUAAUUUAAUAAAAACUACACUUUAACAAUC